UACUUUUUAGGAUCCACUCGGUGUUGAUAGCGGUGCUGUUGAAGGGACACCAGUCAGUUCCUCCUCCGUAUUCAAUCUGCCUGUUCUGCUAGGUUUUGAGGUUUCUAUUAUUAUUUGUUUGUUUGUUUUGCCACUUUAAAUUCAAAGUAUUAAAGGCGGGUGCCCCGAAGAAAGUUUGGCAACUCCAACAGACCAGGAUACCAAAGCCCGGGAUUCAGAGUCAAAAUCUGUUACUACUCCGGGCAGGAGAGGCAGACCUCGCGGAAGCGACUGCGCAGGGUCGGAGGAGAUGAAAUGGCUUAGCAUCCUCUUUCCCCGCGGCGGGAGCCCCUGGCAGUGCCUCGCUCAGGGCUGUACUAGGGUGCAAAAGGUCUGUGCUUUCUCUGAAAGAGAAGGGGGUGGACUACAAGAUCGCGAGCAGCUGCGGGAGGGGAAAAGCCCCGAGGCCUGGAUGGCUCUAGGCUGUUCCCCUCAGCCCACUACCCGCUAGCAAAGCCUUUUCCUCACCCCAGUCCCAAGUAUCGGGAUCCCGGCCUUCACUUCUGAUGCAUAAAAUAUGCGGUGGAGUCCAGAGAGUUUUUGAAAUUCUGGCCGAGGUUACUUUACCCGUUGUUUUGCCCCCAAGGUCAAACACAGCCCGAAAGGUAGAGUUGGGAAUGCGCUUAGCGCCGCUCCAGACUUUUAAAUUUCACCUGAGUCCGGGUGGCUGCUUCCAGCUCGCCUUUCUUUACAUACGAAUAGCCUGCAAGGAGUCACCUGGAUUUUGCCCAAAUCCAGAAAGAAUCGGCAAAUGGAGAACUGCAUGAGCGUUUGACUUUUCCUUUGUUUUUCCCAAGGCGUGUAAGCGUGCGUGAGGGUGGCCGGCCAUCCUCACGGACUACGCCCGCCGAGGCGGUGGCCCGCUCCAGUGUGGGUGCGACGACGGUCGCACCAGGUCAGGGGAGGUGGGGGUCGCCUGGACCAGUAGAGGACACGUCCGUUCGCAUCUUGGGAAGGUUUCUGUACUGGCCAGGGGCUGGGGUUGCCCUCGGAAACACGGUCUCUAGGUGUAGGAAUCUUCAAGACCUUUUUUUCCCUCGAGGUUCCGCGCGCCUGCCCGCGCCCUCCCCACCUCCCAAGCGCUCUGCCAGAGGCCACUGCUUUUCAUUAAUAGUAUCAGAAACGCUCCCGGGAAAACGCGGAGUUUUUCUCCAGACGGUCUGGGGGCAUUGGAAAGAAGGGCGGGGGGGGGGGAUGGUGCAAAAAUGGUGAUCAAAGCGGAAAGGAAAAGCCCAGGCUAAAUGGGACGUAAAGUGAGGCAAAGGGUUUUCUGAUGCCACUUUUCUGUGUUUAGUUUCGGAGCACAUGUGACAUAAAUAUAUAUGUGUAUAAUUUCUUCCUAAACACUAACUAUUGAAACAGUACUUUGCAUCUUCUGAGAAUCUUUCCCUAAAAAAUUAUCCCGAUCUCUUUCCUCUCCUUGUGCUGUUCCACCACUCCCUACCUCGCCGUGCAUGGAGCACGUUUUUCAUUUUCAGCAUCAUAAAUCCACGCCAUGAAGAAUCAUAAUAUAUUAGUUUUAGGGACAAUAUAAGUGAUGCUCUAAAAUUUGAUCAAUUGACAUUGGUUGGUUUAGAAAAAACUGCCAUACCGAGAGCUGAGCCAACUCCCCAUACUUUCCUUUAGCCCUCAGAGUCACCUAUUUGUUUAUUUAUUUAGUCACCUGAAACCACUCCCUACUUGCUGCUGAUGCAGGAGGACUGGCAGUGUUACAUACACUCUUGGAGAUUUUUCUAAAUUGAACAAAUGCAAUGCUUCCUUUAGAAGAUAGCAAAGUCUUAACAGAGUUUAUACUUCUUUUAAUAUACUGUCAAUUUCCUUAUUAUUACUCAUAAUCCUUGUGGCGAUAAAAUUCCCUGGCAGACAUUCUACAUAUUGUGUCAAAAUAAUUUUGAACACUGAAUAUGUGAUGAUCACUUCCUGGUAGAUCAGCGAUUCUGCGACACAUUGAUGAGGAAUUGAUCAUCCAAAACCCAACCCACUGACAUCAUGAAUUGCUAGCAAUGAAAUAAACUGAGGCUAUUGAACUAAAAUAUGGUUUCUCUUCUGGGAACAACAGAUGUCAGAUGGCAUUAAAGCUCCCGUGAAUGCGAAUGGACAGUUUCUGUUCUCAGACUUUUCAGCGUUUUAUGGGAACUGUAUAUUUUUAUUUUGGCAAGUAAUAAGACAACCUUCACUAUCCAAGUAUCUGGAAAUAUUUUUAAAGAGAAUGUCCACAGGUAAUCUUUAAACAACAUACCUGUGAAAUAUUUGCAUAAUAAAUACAACCUGCUAAUUGUUUCUUUUCCGCUUCAGCAUUCUCUGGACAGUUUUCCUGGAGCCAGCAUGGGCAGAGGCCCUCACUCUGACAGGGUUUGCAGACCACGUGGGCAAUGAGGACUUAAAGAAUGUGUUUUGCUCAACAGGGUCGAUUUAAAGAAAAUAGUAUAUGAUCUCUCCCCUUUGUUCUGAUUUCUAAAACAACCAUUUGUUUUUAAAAGAGCCUUUCAGCAAGAGAUUCAGAAGGAGGAAACUGAGAAAGUUUAGUAAACCCGAUCUAAAAAGAAAAAGAAAAAAAUACCUAGCCCUUUGAUCUCCCUGGCAUUGUUAUUACAGUCUUAAAAUAUCUGCCAACCCCCUGGUCGGAAAAGAAAAACCUUACGGAUUAAGUAACUAUUUAUCGCAUGAGGAUAAUUACUUGUUUGACCUGAAGUCAUUCAUUCCUGAAAUCACGAAGUUAAAUUGUUGAGAUGUUUUUAAAAGCCACAGCUUCUGACUAUUGCUUGGUUAACAAAAGCCUGAUCCAGAUGACCAGAGCAUCUCAAAUGGGUCUGAGCAUCAUUUGUCAAAGUCUAAAGUUUGCGACUGCGCCUAGGGUAAUGGGAAGACGAAAGCAAGCUUUCCAUCGGAUACUUAUGUAAAGAGGUGCAAAGUGACUGAAUCCACAGGUGGCUGGGUUGACCGGGAAUGGAAAACCAGUCUUCCUCUUCUUCCCAGAACUCCAGCAGAGCAAGGUGGUCACAAGCCUCAGGCAGAAAUUAACCCCAGCGGCCAGAGGUUGCGGCUUCCGCUAGUGGUGCGGCCUCGGUGCUGUCCCUAGGAACCUGUUUGAUUCCCUUUACUAAUACUUCCGGCCCUUUUGUCAUUGGCUCAAUGGCUCGGAAUUAUAUCUGCAUUCUUGGGUCAGCAAACUUCUCUCCGCAACCUCCUGUCCAAACGCGCUGGCCCAGGGUUGACACCGCCCUGGGCGAGGCAUGACCCGGGCGGGGUAGGGGGACGGUGCCUGCGUCGCGGGGACCUUGCUUAGCCUCAGGCCGCGGGCGCGGAACCUGGCGGGGGUCCUCCGGGUGCGGGAGGCGGGAGAGAGAGGACUCCGGCACCCAGUGGUCGAGCCGCCGAGCGCCGAGCCCUGAUGGUGGAAAUUAAGGCAUGUGGCUUGUAGGUGCCGCCUGGCGGCCUCCGGGAGGCCCCGGAGAGCAGCUAAGGUCCACGCAGGCCGGGCUUUGGGACUUACUGGCCCUCCCGCUGGUCGCCCUGGGGCCUUGGGAACAGGGAAAUGAGCGCGCCGAGGCGGCGGCGGCCCCGCCGCUUUCAGUUUUCAUUGAGGCUGCUGGUUACUGUUUAACAUCCCCACCCACGUUUCAGUUUGUUUAGUAAAUCGAUCGGACUGUGAGAGACAGGCCGCGGCUUUGUCGCCAUUGAGCAAAGCUAAUAUUCUCCCAGCAUAUGGUCUAAAGUCUUUGCUAGAGAUCGGGGAAAACAAACAAACAAACAAACGACAACAACAUCCUUAAGCCUCUUCUCCCAGAUCACCCCGCCCCACCCCCACCUCCCACCUCCGCGCUUUCAACCUACUUCCCAGGCUGGGAAAAGUGCGGCACAGGACCCCGCUGCAAGGGCGGGUUGGGGGGACCUGCUGCCGGGAGAUGCGGCGGCUGCCGCGCAGUUGACUGCGACGCGGGAGCUCCGGCAGCGGCUCCGCGCAGAUGAGAAAGCUGAAUUUGAGAGAAGUUGAGUGACUGGCCUAAACUUGCAAGCUGGAGCACCAGUGAAAGCAGCCAGUCUGAGAUAUUGACACUAUAGAAAAAACUGACAGCUUACUCCUUGUAUUGAUUCUACUCUUCUCUACAAAUAUAGACUCCGUUCCCUACCACAGCCUUAGAGUUCUGUCCCAGAGACAACAAGUAUGAAUACCGCGGAUAACGGUGUCAACUGUCUAUGUGCCAUAUGUGGUGACAGAGCAACAGGAAAGCACUACGGGGCCUCAAGCUGUGAUGGGUGCAAGGGCUUCUUCAGACGCAGCAUACGCAAGAGUCACGUUUAUUCCUGCAGGUUCAGUCGGCAAUGUGUUGUUGACAAAGACAAAAGGAAUCAAUGUAGAUACUGUCGAUUAAGAAAGUGCUUUAGAGCAGGAAUGAAAAAAGAAGCUGUGCAAAAUGAGCGUGACAGAAUAAGCACCAGAAGAAGCACAUUCGAUGGCAGCAAUAUCCCCUCCAUUAAUACACUGGCACAGGCAGAGGUUCGGUCUCGCCAGAUCUCAGUCCCAAGCCCUGGUGCAAGCACUGACAUAAAUGUUAAGAAAAUUGCCAGUAUCAGUGAUGUCUGUGAAUCCAUGAAACAGCAGCUCUUAGUCUUGGUGGAAUGGGCUAAAUAUAUCCCUGCCUUCUGUGAGUUACCACUGGAUGAUCAGGUGGCACUGUUGAGAGCUCACGCAGGGGAACAUUUACUGCUUGGAGCUACAAAGAGAUCUAUGGCAUAUAAAGACAUUUUGCUUUUGGGAAACAAUUACGUUAUCCACCGCAACAGCUGUGAAGUUGAAAUCAGCCGUGUGGCCAAUCGGGUUCUAGAUGAGCUGGUCCGGCCCUUUCAGGAAAUUCAGAUUGAUGACAAUGAAUAUGCUUGUUUGAAAGCAAUUGUAUUUUUUGAUCCAGAUGCAAAAGGGCUAAGUGAUCCAGUGAAGAUUAAAAACAUGCGGUUCCAAGUACAGCUGAGUUUGGAAGACUACAUCAAUGACCGGCAGUAUGAUUCCCGCGGCAGGUUUGGAGAGCUGCUCCUGCUCCUGCCCACAUUGCAAAGCAUCACUUGGCAAAUGAUUGAGCAAAUUCAAUUUGUUAAACUUUUUGGGAUGGUUAAAAUCGACAAUCUUCUUCAGGAAAUGUUACUGGGUGGUGCUUCCAGUGAUACUAACCAUCUCCAUCAUCCGAUGCACCCACAUUUAUCUCAAGAUCCAUUAACGGGACAAACUAUACUUUUGGGUCCCAUGUCAACCCUAGUUCAUACAGACCAGAUCUCAACUCCUGAAACCCCACUUCCUUCCCCACCUCAAGGCUCUGGACAAGAACCUUACAAAAUAGCUGCAAACCAAGCUUCAGUCAUCUCUCAUCAGCCUCUCUCCAAACAAAAGCAAUUGUGAGAAUAUGUUUACUUCUGAACGGCACUGCAUAAAUGUGAAAUGUUGUUGGUCUUGAAAUAUCUCAGGAUAGCACUUUUGCCAAACUUUCAGCCAAGGCUUCUUCAUGGUGCUGUUAUAAGAUGGUAUCCUCUAUUCUUGUUUAUAUGCUCAUUUUGUUUGUUGUUGCUAUUGUUUGAAAGCUUUAGAUGCAAUCAGUGUAUAUCUGAGUUUUGAUAUGUUUGUACAGUAUAUUUUUUCCACCUUCCUUUGUACUGUGCCUGAACCAGUUGAAUCUUAUGUAUACCUUUCAUUUGUUGUCUUAUUAUUAAUUUAAAUGUGUAAAUAAUUGCUUUAUGGUGAUGUGAUGUAGAACUAAGGACUCUUUUUGAAGAAGAACAGUAGAUCAGAAAUCCCAGAUUAAUAUUAAUUGAACCAUUUUUUUUUUAUAAUUUCAAACCUUCAAAUCUGAAAGAUUAAGCGUUGCUGUAGAAUAGGAUGUAUUUCUUCAAAGGAGGAUUACUUAUGGUUAUCCUGUGUCUAAAAAGCACCUUUUUAGCCCACAGUGAAAUAUGCCUGUGUAGAGUUUAGAAAAUUAUAAAUAGGCAUUCCAAAGAUGACUAAGGUAUUCCUUGAACUCUGCCUAUAUUUGAAGAUGUAUAUUAAAAUAAAAUGUGUUAAUUUUAUCAGUUAGGAUACAGGCUAAACUGUAAAAGAGUAACCCUUCAAAGGGUGGCUCAAUCAAGGCAUACAUUUAUUUCUCUCUCCUAAGACAAUAUAGAAGUAGUCAUCCAUUGACUAGAACUUGGCACAUGUCCACAUCUAAUUCUCAGGGAGGCUGGGAGUGUAGUCUGUAGGUAGAAAGCCUGGUGCCAGCUAAAACUGUACAUCUCUGGGCUUCUGAUAGUGGGAGAUGAUUUUGCCAUCUGUCACACACAUGUUGCCUCAUUUAAUCCUCAUAGCAACCCUGUAAGAGAGGUAUUAUUAUCUUUCGUUUAUAAAUAAACCUUUAGCUUAGAGGGUUUAAGUAAUUUAACCAAAGUUUAUUAACCUAAGGAGUAGGAGUGCCACAUUCAAGCCCAGGUCUGGUUAACUUUCACAAGAAUAAUCUUUGGUUUGGAAGGCAAGUGUGAGCUUCUUACUGUGGUUCUUAAAUAUAUGCAAUUGAGUGAUCAUUGAAUAUUAUCCAUUGGGUUCCCUAUAACUCAUAUUUAUAUGUCAACAAGUGUAAAUUUGUUGCAGCAUGAAUAAGAAAACACUUUUGUACUUUCAGUAAGUCUUUCUUCUAAAAAGAAAUCUUUUAAAUGGAUUAAAGAAAAUAAAAUAUAUACCAAGGAGGUUAUGAUGAAAGCAAAAACAAAUUUAAAUCACUAACUCAGCAUAUUUUCAAAAAUCAGUGGACUGAGAAUUAUAGUUCAUUGGAGCCUCAAACUAUUUGAUAUUAUCUAAAGCUGCAGCUUAUUUAAAAACAAGUGAUGGGCUGCCUCAAGAAACAGUAUUUCUUUCUCUCUCCCUUACACACACACACAUUUAUUUGCUGAAGCAGGGAAAAACUGGUUUAGUAAUUAUUAAUGAUAUAAAAAAGGUUUCCCCACUCUGAGAGACUGCAUUAAAUGAUUUUUACAGAACCUUUCAAAAUUUCUAAGAUUAUGAUUUCAUAGUCCCUACCUACCCUGAAAGUAAAAAUCUGUUAACUUUAACCAACUUAUGAACUCUUAAAAUGGAAAAAUGAUUACAGAGAAACUUCAUUGAUUUAAUAGAAUCAAUAAAGUUCCUUUAAGAGCUGGACCUGGAAACCUUAAAAUAUAUCUUUGAGAGAGUGAGAACAGAAGAAAAUUUUAACUUUGCUCUUCCUUUUUAAUUUAUGCUAGUGUCUCUAUUUCAUGAAUAAAAAUGCUUUUGAUUUUUAUAAGAGGAAAUAUAUUUUGUAGUUUUCUGUUUAAUUUUUUGUGUGUCCUCUUGGAAGAUAGUAAAAAAACCUUUAAAAUAUAAAACAUACAUCAUUUUAAUGAACACUCUAACUUAUCUGCAUAUAUUUACUAAACAGCCAUGUUUUAGAAAAUAUUGCCAACAAAUUUGUUUUAAUGACUAUAGUCAGGGGAUGUGUAAUAUAAUAUUUUGUAUACUUAACUGCCAAAAAUGCUGGACAAAGGAGAACUGAAGUUUUCAGCAUAUUUUCAAGAUGUUGAUAAGGAAAGUUAUAGCUUUUAUAUAGCACACUACUUUUUUUCAGGUAAUAAAAAGGAAUAAUUUAUUGUCGAAUAAUGAUUCAUUUUAUAAAUGCAAAAUUAUUUUUAUAAAUUUCAUUGUUGAAAAUCAAAAAUUACUAGAUUUUUUUAAAUGUUAAAUUAUAAUGAGAUUAAAAUAUUUCUAAACUGUGAUACCAUGUUGUUUCACUAAACUUUCUAAAUAAAA
Sus scrofa (pig) is the source of this 7822-nucleotide messenger RNA. It is a transcript of the gene HNF4G, whose product is annotated as hepatocyte nuclear factor 4 gamma. Gene Ontology annotation, molecular function: RNA polymerase II cis-regulatory region sequence-specific DNA binding; DNA-binding transcription factor activity; zinc ion binding. Gene Ontology annotation, biological process: regulation of DNA-templated transcription. Lineage: Eukaryota; Metazoa; Chordata; Mammalia; Artiodactyla; Suidae. The record is from RefSeq and is a predicted model, not a curated record.